Molecule: messenger RNA, 3358 nt
Organism: Cinclus cinclus
Lineage: Eukaryota; Metazoa; Chordata; Aves; Passeriformes; Cinclidae
Gene: SYVN1
Product: synoviolin 1
Exons: 16
Coding region: 31-1779 (582 amino acids)
Cellular component (GO): cytoplasm
Source: RefSeq, a predicted model, not a curated record
AAGCAUCGGGCGUCACCCGCGGCCGAGGCCAUGCUGUGCACAGCUCUGGUCAUGGCCGGGAGCCUGGCGCUCACCACGGCCGUGGUUGCCCACGCCUACUACCUGAAGCACCAGUUCUACCCCACCGUGGUGUACCUCACCAAAUCCAGCCCCAGCAUGGCCGUGUUGUACAUCCAGGCCUUCGUGCUCGUGUUCCUGCUGGGCAAGUUCAUGGGCAAGGUUUUCUUCGGGCAGCUACGAGCGGCCGAGAUGGAGCACCUCCUGGAGCGCUCGUGGUACGCGGUGACCGAGACCUGCCUGGCCUUCACCGUCUUCAGGGACGACUUCAGCCCGCGCUUCGUCGCCCUCUUCACCCUCCUCCUCUUCCUCAAGUGCUUCCACUGGCUGGCUGAGGACCGUGUGGAUUUUAUGGAGAGGAGCCCAAACAUCUCCUGGCUUUUCCACUUCAGAAUUGUCUCCCUGAUGCUCCUGCUGGGAAUCCUGGAUUUGCUGUUUGUCAGCCACGCCUACCACAGCAUCCUGACCCGCGGCGCCUCCGUGCAGCUCGUCUUCGGCUUCGAGUACGCCAUCCUGCUCACCAUGGUGCUCACCAUCUUCAUCAAGUACGUGCUGCACUCCAUCGACCUGCAGAACGACAACCCCUGGGAUAACAAGGCCGUGUUCAUGCUCUACACCGAGCUCCUCACCGGGCUGAUCAAGGUGCUGCUCUACAUGGCCUUCAUGACCAUCAUGAUCAAGGUUCACACCUUCCCGCUCUUCGCCAUCCGCCCCAUGUACCUGGCCAUGAGGCAGUUCAAGAAGGCCGUGACUGACGCCAUCAUGUCCCGCAGAGCCAUCCGCAACAUGAACACCCUGUAUCCCGACGCUACGGCCGAGGAGCUGCAGGCCAUGGACAACGUGUGCAUCAUCUGCCGAGAGGAGAUGGUGACAGGAGCCAAGCGCCUGCCCUGCAACCACAUCUUCCACACCAGCUGCCUGCGCUCGUGGUUCCAGCGGCAGCAGACGUGCCCCACGUGCCGCAUGGACGUGCUGCGAGCCACGCUGCCAGCACCGGCACCCCCGGAGCCCCCGGCACCGGCACCGGCACCGCCAGCGGGGCCACAGCCCCCCCAGUUUCCUCAGGGGCUCCUCCCUCCCUUCCCCCCGGGAAUGUUCCCGUUCUGGCCGCCCGUGGGGCCCUUCCCGCCCGUCCCCGGUGUCCAGGCCCCGGCUGGACCCGACAGCUCGGCCACGGCAGGCGCCACUGCUCCCGGUGCCCGUGCCGGUGACACCGGUUCCGGUUCCGGUUCCGGCGCCGCUCCGGAGCUCGGCGCUGCCGGGGCCGUGCCGGGGCUGCCGCUGCCUCCGCCCUGGGUGGGGAUGGCCUGGCCACCCCUCUUCGGCGUGCCCCCCAUGCCGGUGCCCCCCGCCGGCUUUGCCGGGCUCACCGAGGACGAGCUGAGAGCGCUGGAGGGGCACGAGAGGCAGCACCUGGAGGCUCGGCUGCAGUGCCUGCACAACAUCCACACCCUGCUGGACGCUGCCAUGCUGCAGAUCAACCAGUACCUGAGCGUGCUGCCCACCAUCGGGACCCCCCGGCCGCCCCCUGCCCGUGAGGCCCCCCCAGAGGAGCCCCCAGCACCAGGACCCUCGGGAGUCACUGGAGCCACUGGAGCCACUGAUCCGGGCCCAGCUGAGGAUGAGGAGGACGCGGCCGAAGGCCCCGAGCCCCACGAGGGCCCCGACACGGCCGAGCUGCGGCGGCGGCGCCUGCAGAGGCUGGGGACCCCCCCCCACUGACCCGGGACCCCCUGGGACCCCCCCCAAACUGACCGAGACCCCCCUGGGACCCCACCCCCCUCCCCAUUUCGCACCAAAAUUCCCAGCUGGAAGUGACUCCCAGUCCCGGCUGUGCCCUUUGGUGACCCCAGCCCCAUUUCCCCUUUCCAUUCCCUUCUGGUUUUCCCAUCUUCUCACAUCUUCCUCCACCCUUUCCCAAAUUUCCCCCUGAUUUUUCCCAAUUUCCUUGUUUUUUCCCAAUUCCCCUCCGUUGUUUCUUUAUUUCCCACAACUUUUCCCUGCUUUUCCGCAUUUUCACCCCAUUUUCUCCCCAUUGUUCCCCCAUUUCCUCCGAAUUUUCCCUCUCCACUGAGCCAGGAUCGGGUCCCUGUUGUCCCCUGGGACUUUUGGGGUGUCCCCCUGUCCGGCCCCACUCCCCAAAUCCACCCUGGGGGGGGGGGGUUUGACCUCUGACCUUGCCCAGCCCAGGGAAUUUAGGACCCUCCUGGGAUUUUGGGAAACCCCUGCUGGAAUUGUUGUGUCUCCUCCCAUGGGAAUUUUGGGGCUACCCCGAGGAUUUUGGGGCCCCCAGGUGGAAUUUUGGGAUCAUCCCAGGAAUUUGGGCCUCCCCCCCCCCCCCCCCCCCCCCCGGGGAAUUUUGGGUCCCCUCCAUGGAAUUUUGGGGCUCCCCCUGGAAUUUGGGGAACUCUGCCUGCCUCGUUCCCAAACCAGCUCAUUAACAGUAUUAAUUGGGACACCUCAAAUCCCACCCCGCCCUCCCCCCAGUCCCAAACUGGUUUAUACUGGUUUGCCACGGCCGGGAUUGCAGUUUUUCACUGACUUUUGCUCAUUUCCCAGCGUUUCUGACCCAAAUCCCUGCUCGGUUUUGGCUGUUCCGCCGUGAUUCCGGGGCGGCCGCGCCCCCAGUGCCUCUCGGAACCCCAAAUUCUCAGGGAAAAACUAAAAAGAAAAAAACAAAACCCCACAACCCCGCAGCCGGGAGCGGCGGAAAACCGCGGCUGGGGGGGGGGGUGGGAGGAGCCAAAUGCGGCAGAGUUUUGGGGCAAAAAGGAGCCAAAUUGGGAUUUUUGGGUUUGAGGUGGAAUUUUUUUGUUCUUUUUCCUUUAAUUUUUUUGGGCAGUUUUGGCCCCAGCUUGAGUGGGUUAAUGAGGAAUUUGGCAAUAACGAAGCACUGCCGCUUUCGGGAGUUGAUUUUUAUCCCUUUCGUGUUGUUUUUUUUUUUUUUUUACCCGUUUUGAGCCAAAACCAUAUUUUUUUUUGGUCCGUUAUGAGGUUUUUUUUGGGUGGAUUCCUCAAAAUUGCCUCAUUUUGGGGUGAAGCCACAGGGAGGGGGAGGGGAGAGAUCGUUCCAGCGGCCGGCCCGGGGGGCGCUGGAUCCCAAAAUCGCUCCUUUUCCCCCCCCGAAGAGGUGGCGGAAUUAUUUAAUUUGUAAAUAAUGUACAAAUUUUUACCAGCUCCGAUGUAAAUACGGCAAUAAAGGUUGCAGUAAAGCUCGGCUCCUCCUGCCCGCCAGGGGGCGCGCGGCCCCGCCCGCGUCUCUAUGGUUCUCCCCUCCCUCACAGUCACUGUGGCCGAUGAA